Molecule: messenger RNA, 10200 nt
Organism: Ylistrum balloti
Lineage: Eukaryota; Metazoa; Mollusca; Bivalvia; Pectinida; Pectinidae
Exons: 32
Coding region: 23-7066 (2347 amino acids)
Molecular function (GO): protein binding
Source: RefSeq, a predicted model, not a curated record
UGGCGGUUUCGGUGAACUCGGGAUGUCUUUCACUGUAGUUUUGAAGGGUGGGCCACCCUGGGGAUUUAGAAUCCAGGGUGGAUUAGAGUAUGAGGAACCCAUAAAAAUAGCGAAGAUAAAUCCAAACAGCAAAGCCUAUAAUGAGGGCGUAAUUGUGGGCGACUAUGUUGAAGCCAUUAAUGGGCAGAAGGCGGAAGGAUUGCAGCAUGGAGAUGCCCAGCAACUCAUUAAAACAGCCAAUCAGGAGCUUAAACUGCAACUUCAUAGAUCCGGCCCCACAAUAAAUGGUCAUGGUCAAGUGAACGGAGGUCUGCCACACAAGGAUAAACACAGCAUAUCAGGGGAGACAACUACGAAACAGUACAAACCAGUGUCUUUCGGCAGCAGCUCAUCCUUGAACAUAGAGAACAGAGUUAGCCCUGCCCAAAUGUCCUCCGCUGCCAGUACCACCUCUGCACAGUCCCUCCCCUCACCGCCCCUCCUCGUCACGUCCAAAGCAUCAGGCUCCGACUCUGUCACCUCAAGUCCGAGGUUUAAAUCCAAGAUUAUCAUUCCACUCUCUCCGAAGCCUUUACAGAAAAUAAGGGAUACAGCAUGGGACUGCUCCUCGCCGAGCCUGUGGUCCACUUCCUACUACACCAGUGACUCAAACCUGUCAACGCCCCAAACCUCACCAGGCUCGCAGCGUCGUUACUUGGCAAGACAUGCACCCAAACCUGUGUCCGUAACUGCACGCCCUAGUCAAAAAAUGGCCCAAAACAGGGGCCCUGGCUCUGAACACAGAGACGCCAAGUCUCGAGGCAUGGAGAUGUUUUUGAAGCAGAUGGAAAAAUUAGCAAAGAUAGGCGAUGAUGAUGAUGAUGAUACAGACACAGAUGACACUGUUUAUAGUGUCGAACCCACCCCCACAAAAAGUGCACAAGUACCACCCCAGAACCACCAGGGAUCUAGUCACCAUGGCAACACUCAGACAUCGUUUCACAUGCCAACUCCUAAACAGGACCAGCAUGUAAGCGUCAGGAGUCCAAAAACAGAGACGCGUCAUCAAGUCUAUAAUAUACCUAUCAAAUAUGAGUCACAGGCGUCACAUCAUCCCCAGAGUCACCAACAAGGUCAACAAGGUCAGCAAGGUCAUCAAGGGUCAUGGGAUCAACACCAGAUGCAUCGACAACAAAUUCAACAGGAUCAGCAACCUAGACAGGAUCACCUUCAUCAGCACCAUUUUAGCCAUGGUCAUCGCCUCCCCGAUCAACACCACCCAAGUUUCCAGGAUCAGCAACGACAGACAGGCCUGGAUCAACACCAUCCAGGUUACCAGGAUUACCAGCAUCAGACAGGCCUGGAUCAACACCACCCAGGUUACCAGGAUCACCAACAUCAGGCAGGCCUGGAUCAACACCACCCAAGUUUCCAGGAUCACCAACAUCAGGCAGGCCUGGAUCAACACCAUCCAAGUUACCAGGAUCACCAGCAUCAGACAGGCCUGGAUCAACACCACCCAAGUUACCAGGAUUACCAACAUCAGGCAGGCCUGGAUCAACACCAUCCAAGUCACCAGGAUCAUCAACAUCAGGCAGGCCUGGAUCAGCAUCAAUCCCAUUAUUACCCGUCACAAGAUCAACGUCAAAUACAUGAACACCACAAGCAAUUUGAUCAUCAUAAACAAGAUCACAGACAAGAUCACAGACAAGAUCAUCAGUUUGAUCAGUGGCAAUCACAAGAUCAUACCCAAAAACAGGAUCAACAGGCGAGGAGUGGUCAUCAGUUCCCAGACAAUGAGUGGCUGCCUGAUGACGGUCAUCACGAUCAUCACUAUAAAGAACGCCAACAGAUCCCUAUCAUCAGUGCUGAUCAAACAAACAUACGGGACACCCCACAUGUGGCACGUCAAGAAAUACCUAUCCUCAUUGGUAAACAGGAGGACACAGGUCACAAGGACAAAGGUCACGAGAGUCGGAGUAAAGGUCGUGAGGUGCCCAUACACCUGUCGCAUGCAAAAAUCCAGCCAAGUAUCCACAAAAUCCCAGUAACAGUCCAAACAACCAGCAAACCUGACCCGCCUGUGAGUCUGGAACCUCUUGAGCUCUACAACCGGCCUCCUUCCCCACCCUUUCCCGCCCCUCCAUCCCCUUUCAAAUCACAUGUCCCCAUCACCAUCCAAUCCACUAAACAGGAAGAGGAUGUUUCAUUUCCUGUUAAUACAUUUGAUCAUGUGGAUAAACAUCAGCCGAUCGCGGAACAGGAAUAUCCUGCCCCGCCUCCCUUGUCUAAAGUGGAUUCAUCUUCUACACAACCUGAAGAGACUGUCAUUCCUGUUUGUGUGAAGAGAGUACAAGGAAAGGACAUAGUCAAAAACCAGAAACAAGGAGAACAAGCAAUGAACAUCCCUAUCACUAUCCAGACUUCUGAUGUGGAUUCCAAGGUAGAAAAGUCGGCACCAAAGGUGAAGGAGAAUGUCCAUAUGAUACCACUGACGGUACAGACCCGCGAUUCAAAAGAAGACCAAAGCUUUACUGGAGAGGAAACAAAGUCACAUGACUCUGGCAUCACCAGUCGUGGGUCGUCUUGGCAGAGCGGAAGCUUCAGGGAACACAUCAGUAGUUUUAGUCCUGGAUCUUACAGUAGUACGCUUCCCCUGAAAAAGGGGGCCUCCCCAACAGGGGAGAAAUUUUAUGAAGAAGAGGAAGGUGACAACAGUUUUGCGACCCUGCCUGCUAUAAAACCUCUCAAAACAACCAAAAAUUAUGACAAUGACUUUCCUGUCAAGACCCACAGGGGCUAUGAAAGUGAUUUUGAAUAUGCUCCAAAGCGUAGUGGUAAAAAUGGCUCCAAAUCUAAGUGGAGUUCAGAAGGUACCAGUGCUGGGUCUGGUUACCAAACCGAUGUGGAAUUUUUUGUGAGAGACAACAGAAAUCUAGCUAAGAAUAAAAAUAAACAGUCUUCAAAACCCUCAGACAGAGAUUAUAUGAGCGACGCUGAGUCUGUGUCGUCAGAUUUUCACUCCCGAAGAGACAACUUCUUCGGAUCAUCGCCGAGUAAAUUCUCUUCUGGUCUCAUUAGUCAGGUAACCAAGGUCAAUGCUCCUCAACUCCCGCAGAAAACCAAAGUCCCACAGCAUCCGAAGUUUAACCCAGACAUGGAAGAGCAGGAGUUCAAAUAUCCAACAAGUGACAAUUUCGAUAACAACCAGGAGCACUAUUUUUCGGACAAUGAUUCGUCCUUGAUAGAUCAGGCCUUGGACGCAGGACCCGGAGAGGAUUUCUCAAUUUGGUCGAGACAGUUAUCAGAACAGGAGCCAGAAUCCCAAGGUCAAGGCCGAGUAAGGGAUUCACCAAGGGCCAGGAAUUUCUGGUCAACGCAAGAGUCUCCCAAACAUACGAAACAGUCUCCAGCAUCUACGAGGGAAACAACAGGGAAGGAGAUUUCUGUCCCUGUCAAAGUGUUGCACGGUGAUUCCAGGAAGGCAGGUUAUAGAGAAGAGGAUUUCAGAUCCAAUCAUGUGCCGACAUCUCACAACACCAGCCAAGAUUCCACAUCACAGCCGAAUCACUUGGAUCAUCUUCAGCAGCCUAUCAAUGGAACUGAUUACCCCGCCCACCUGUACAAAGAGUUACUAGACAGUCUAGUCACCGACGAAUCUCACACACCUUCACAGAAGGAUGAUCGUGCAAUUUCUCAUGAUUCCCCAGUCAGUCAUGAUAGUCCAAACGUGUCACUAGACCAAUUCUCAACUUCCAAAAAUGUGGCCUCAAUCUGGAAACCAGGGGGCGGGCCAGCAGUCGUGAAGAAGGAGUAUAAACCUAUCCGAGUGACGUCGGAUAAGUCUCCUUCUGACAAAUCAUCUGUAGGGAUCAACGAAAGGUCUCCGAUUGGACAGACAGAUGUUUCUGAUAGUUCUAGGUCUCAGCCUAUUAGACAGCAAAAGGAUAUUGGUGCAUUAAUUUCAAAGGAGGUGAAAAAUUGGAAACCUCCACAAGAAGAAAGAGUUCCUAACUCUGGGGCUGCCGACGAGAGAGUCCCACAAACACAAGCUUGGGCUGAAAACAAUUAUUUCACCCAUCCUGAACCUUAUACAGAACCUUACACGGAACCAUAUUCGGACCCCUUCCCGGAAAAAAUACCAGAUCCCGUGUCAGAACAGGACACAAAGCCAGUGCGGAUCGACAAGCCCCGGGAACAUUCAGCCAGUAGUGCAUUUGGACGUGAGGGUGAGGAGGAGGAAGACAUGAAUCACCUACCCCCAACACAAAGCCCCUUCAUCACCCUUCUUCAAAAAAGCAGACAAGCGGGACAUCCCGAGGACAUGAAGUUUUCUAGUCACGGGCCUCUGCCAGGGGAGGGGCAGAUCCCAAAGGGGGCCGCAUACCUAAACCAGUCGAAGAAUGAGGAUGAUUCGUACUCGGAUCAGAAAUCACCAGUGGAAAAACGGCCUGUCAAAUACGAGGGUAUUGGGCCAGUGGACGAGAAAGGCAUGCCUCUGUCCUUUAGAAUGAAUGUGGAUGAAGAAAAGCAGCAUGAUUGGUACAAACAAAUGUACAGAAGUCUUCACACAGGACACCGCAAAGCAGACUCUCUUGAAAUUGCCGACCUGGAGGCGUGGUUACGGGAAGCAGGAACAACUGGUUAUGUUAAGCCGACACACAGUGCGGAUGAAAAUUCAUCACAGAAAGAAGAACAUGUACAUCAAUCUAAAGUUGAUUCUCACAAACAACGAAUUGAACAAUCAAGCAAACAGGAAAAACCACAAGGUGAAUCCACCGGAGUUGUGCACAAACCAAGAACUGAGUUCUCCCCAGCUGGAAGUAAACCAAGAACAGAUUACUCCCCAGUGGGAAAUCAAUCGAGAACUGAUUUCUCCCCAGUUGGAAAUCAAUCAAGAAAUGAAUACUCCCCAGUUGGAAGUAGAUCAAAAACAGAUUACUCCCCAGCUGGAAAUCAGUCAAGAACUGAUUUCUCCCCUGUAGGAAAUAGAUCAAGAACAGAUUUCUCCCCUGUAGGAAAUAAAUCAAAAACUGAUUUCUCCCCUGUAGGAAAUAAACAAAAAACAGACUUUUCUCCUGUAGGAAAUAAACAAAAUACAGACUUUUCCCCAGUAGGAAAUAAACCUAAGACAGAUUUUUCACCAAGGACAGAGACUAUGGUCAACAAACAUAAUCAGGAUAAUAGGUCCACAAGUGAAUCCUCAUUUUCAUAUAGUAAAUUUACGGGAGAACCUUCAUUUAAAAGAGCUGCGUCAGAGUCUAGUCGAACAUCCAUUGAGUCCAAAGAAAAGUCUCCAAGUGUCCAGAGCCGUAUUGAGCAGCUAACGAAUCCAGCCAAGUCCCAGGACACUGGGAGUCGUAGCAACGGUCCACUUAGUCCGUCCAGUUCCACGUCGUCUCAUACAUCCAGAGACAAGCGGUCUGUAGAUUACGAAAUCCCUGAAGAUUUACAGGAAUUCUUCAAAUAUCUUGACGAAUGGUCUCCACCUAAUGUACGAUCUAAGAUUGAAGUAUAUCGUAAUCAGCCUCGAAGUAUUGUCGACUACGAACCUGGCUUCUCAUCUAUAGCAUUUCAAGAAUCAAAAUCGUCGAACAUCCACAACCCACCCAUUGACAAGCCAGGGGAGAUAAGCCUGUAUACGGAGGGCAGGAAACGCCUUGCAUCAGCCCCCGCGCCUCUGCCCCCACCGACAGAAGAAAACGGUGAAGAUUCAUACAAACUCAUACAAAAAGGGGGUGAUAUCCCUAUUCGGGGCCUACAGAAACCCGCACCUGAGCGGGGAGCAAUCUUUGAUGAUGAAUUGAGUUUUGUUGAUGACUUGGCUUUUAAACACCAGACUACUGAUGCGAAACGGAGUCCUCCACCUCCAACCACAGAAAAGACGAGACGAAGACGAGAAGAAGAAGAACAGUACAGAAAGAAACGACUGGCGCAAAUUUCUGAAGAAGAAAGAAAGAGAAAAAUAAAACAAGAAGAAGCAGCUCUUGAAGCUCGUAAACACUCCGAUUUUUACCUACCUAGUCAAAAGUCGCCCAUCCCUGCAGACAGAUUUGAGGAUGGUGUUGGUGGCUAUGGUGCUCCUGAAGAACGUCGCAGAGGCUUCCAAAUCCAGGGCAAAGCAAAGGCUCUCUAUAACUUCUCAUCGCAAAAUCCAAGAGAGCUUGGCUUUAGGAAAGGUGACAUAGUUUACCUCAUCCGACAGAUUGACAAGCACUGGUUCGAGGGAGAGCGCCAUGGAAGGCGGGGGAUAUUCCCCAUAAACUAUGUAGAGGUCUUGACCUCUAUUGAAGCUGCUCAGGCAGCUGCACAGCAGUCAGAAGGACAGGCUGUUGCCAAGUUUAACUUCAGCGGACAAACAAAUGUUGAGCUCUCUAUCAGGAAGGGCGACCAGAUUACUCUCUUGCGUCGCGUGGAUGAUAACUGGUUUGAGGGGCGAAUUGGCCACAAACAGGGUAUCUUUCCAGUUCAGUAUGUUGAAGUACUAAAGGACCCAUCAACCCCUCUAGUCACCCCUGCCCCCUCAGUCAUCGCUACCCCUAUGACGGGUAGGGGUACCCCAGAGAUGCUGUCUCCAGUCAGUAUAGAUGUGCCAACACCCCCGCCCCAGCCUUCCCCGGGAGCAUUCUCCCCUAAAUCUUCCUCCAUGUCACAAUAUCCCUACUCACCUAAACCAUUCACACAGAGCCUCAGCCAUUCAUCGCCGAAGCUUGACGGAGGGGGAAACCCCACUCAUUUCAAUAGCCUGCCUGCAGGGCUCAACUCAGUCCCAGGGGCGCAGACUAAUGGCCAUCACCAGUCCUUUCAAAAUGUGGGACUCUCUGCCUCCUUCUCCCCAUCAAAAUCCUCCGGCCCCAUCGACAAUAACCUUGACUACCGGCCCAAGGUCACGGAUGAUGACCUUGCCACUAGUAGCUACAAAGCAUUGUAUGCUUACAAGCCACAGAAUGAUGACGAAUUGGAAUUGUGGGAAGGUGAUCAGGUGUACGUGAUGGAGAAAUGUGAUGACGGCUGGUUUGUUGGAACAUCGAUCCGCACAGGGAUGUUUGGUACCUUCCCAGGAAAUUAUGUACAAAGAGUGCAAUGACGUACACAAGUGGUUGCAUAAAUGGAGGACUGAUUUUAUUUCGUUGUAUGGAAGGACACAAGUUGAUCCCAGUUAGAAAGCAUACCAAGGGGAGAUAAUUGAGGACAGACACCCACGUGCCUUGUGGUGGGCUAGUGCUAUUAUGAUUGAAAACUUGAACAGAAGAGCCAUGUUGAUGUAUACACUCAAAUAGCCAUGGACAACCAUUUAUUUUGGCUGCAUGAAAGGAAUAUCUUAAAGACAGACGCAGGCGAUGUACAUACACGUGUGUGCUGUGAACAAGUGAAAAGUGUUGUGGAAAAAAAAAACUCGUAAAAACUUGUGUUGUAGUUCAGCUACGUCUAUUUAUUCUCAAGAGGAGUAUUAUCUAUGUCUGCGGCACAGAAGUUUUGUGGAUCAUCAUGAAGCUUUGUUGUUUUGUCAGGGUCGUGACUUUUAAUCAAUCUUAUUUAAAUCUCUGUUGCUUUCUGUGUGAAUGACAACAUUUGUUAUCCUAGAAAUUGCUUUCGCCUAGAUUUUCAUCAUUGUGCAGUUCGAGUGCAGUCAUAAACAAAAUUUUUGCAGCAGUUUUUGUCAUUUCAGUAAACCAUUUGUCGCAAAUAGAAGCGAGUGCUUGCAAAGGACAUUGUAUUAAACUCCAUUAGCAGAAGUUUCCCAAUUCUACUCCUAUCAACCAUAAAUUUUGUCUCAACUGUAUACAGACAAAUUUUCAAAUUAAAUAAAACCUGAUUAUUGAUGUGUGUGGUAUAAGUUACGUGAAUUUUAGUGUUGUUUCAAGAAAAAAAUCAUGUUAUUUCAAUCAUUACUUGCAAGAUAAGAUUAUUAUGAAACGAUUAUUGAUUCCCCGUGAAUCUGUUUAAAUUCACUGAUAAGAAACAUUCACAUCAGUAGAAAAUAAACUGCUAUUCUAGAAGGGAUUGUUGAAUUCAGCAAUGUUCAAGGUUUUAUUAGAUGGUAACUGCCAGUUUGAGAUUACCAAAAUUGGAGAUUUCUUGAAACCUAAAUUCUACAUAAUCGGUCCCAUUUUCCUGAAUUUUGGAUUAAAAUUGUUGAUUUUGAUGUCGUAAGUCUGAGCUUUUGUAUUCUUUCUUUCUUUAUAUGGAUUUCUCAGUUUUGAAGUUGUGUGGGUGAUUCAAUUUUCAUUUCUUUCAAAAAUAUUGUGUAAUUCAUCACCUUAAAGUAACAGAAAUAGAAUUGUCAGUGAAAUUCUACUAGAAAUCAGUAUUAGAAUCUGGUUGUACACCUGUUAUCGCGGAGGUGACACUUUUUAACGAACAGUGUAUAUCAUCGAUGUUGUCAUCAGGAUGUCCGUUAAGUUUGGACUGCUUAUUGCUGAUCUGUUAGAUUGUAUUCUGCUGUUUACGUGUCCAUUACAUACCAUAUUCAUGUUGUGUUGCGUGAUAAUCCCUAUAUACAUCUAUAUGUGUGUCGCAGAGUUUGAACUAUUGAUAUUUCAAGAUUUGAUAUAUUUUAGAAAACAAAACUUACCUAUUAAUAUUUGUAAAAAUUAAUUAAAUGCCUGUUUUUCUUUAUUUUUAUUUUCUGUGUAGUUAAUCAGAAAUGAACGGGAGGGGAGUUAACUCUGUAAUGCUAAUACUUCUGGGUGUCAUAGUUGCAGUCGGAAUUUAUCAUUCACUGUAGAACUGGUUAAAGUGCCAUAUAGAUAAUUAAUGUCCAGUUCAAUCCGAAUUUUAAUAAAUAGUGAUGAUAGUUUUUUCCCUAACUAUGCAAUGUAAAUGUCCUUUUGUGAGCAUCUAAUCCUUUUACUGAAGUUGUAAAACAUUGAUUGAGUUUUUAUAUAAUUGUCCUAAUCCAGGUCAAGGUCAUUGAGCAAAGUCAAUGUCAUAUAAGCAAGAAAAAUGUGAGAGCGAGAACGAGAGAGAAAGUGAAUAUUAUUUUGUUAUAUAUAAUAUAUAUUACGUAAACCGGUACCAUUGUGUUAUUAUUUAUGAAUGUUUUGAUAGCUGAAGUUGUCUCCUCUUGCUAUAACCAUACAAAUUCACAUUUUUAUGAUAUACUCAUAAAAUCCAGUCGACCCUCUACAACGAAACUAGUAGUUUUAGACACCGACAUCAGAGGGACUGUGCUUUAUAUUUGUCUGCUGUCGUCAUGGAAACCAAAUAUUUUAAUCAAAUUAAAAAUCAGGAAGAAAUCCUGCUUGUCUAAUGGAGGAUUUUUUAUUUUUUCUUCCUUGAAUUUUUCUUGCCAUUCGGAUUUGGAUAUUUAGGAUAUUUAGAUCAUUUUGUAAACCAUGUCAUUACCAUAGAUUAUUUAUUGUCAUGGAUACGAGAUUUUUGUCCCCCUUUAAUCUUUAAGCACACUUAGCUUUGUUAUUGGUGUAACUAUAUACUCAUAGAGUAUCUUAGAUAUAAACAAAGCCUUCUCAUUUUUAUAUCGUAUCAUUUUUAAAACACAAAUUUUUAAUGAGCACUUCAGUGGCUGAAGCACAUUCAUAACCAUAUGUCACGCUUGUGUCCAUGUUUUUUCGACAAGAGUUUUAAUGUUCAGUGAAUAUUUUUUGUAUAGUUCAGUGUACGGUUGAACCUUGAACAUUUAGAAACACGGACGGCGGAUUUAUAUUUACCAAAGAUGUAAGCUUUAUCCGAAAUUGAAGUCGAAAACAAAGCUGACAUUGAGAACGUGGUCCAUCCCUUAGAUGUGAAGUUUUAAGCAAUCUGGGGCAUUGUAUUGCUAAUUUGUGACUGUAGGUGUAAAUUAGUACUAAUUUCCUAGCUAGUAUUAAUUUUCUCUGAACAACUAUGGAUAUUCUAAAUGCAAUAUCCUUUCUUUUCUUUUGUGUGAAUUAAGUUUUUAAAAAGAUGCAGAGAUGAACUUGAAAAUAGUUCUAGUGAUAUUUUUGCGAAAUGAAAUAAUUGUGUUUACAUAAUUGCCUGGUUUAUAAUAACAACCUGAUAUAAUGAAAAGAAAAAGUGAUGGUCUUGAAAUUUGUUUUGUAAUUUUCUUAAAAAAAAAACUCUCCUGCUAGCUUGACCCUAUUGUAGAUACAACCCAUGUUAUUUAUUUGUGAUAUUUCAAGGUCAGCUGUUGGUAGUAAUGUUACGUGUGACUGAACAGCCUCACUCUGGUAAUUAUAACUCUUCGGUGGGUAGAUUAAAGCCAUCUAUACAUAACAA